Danio aesculapii is the source of this 8448-nucleotide messenger RNA. It is a transcript of the gene glis2b, whose product is annotated as GLIS family zinc finger 2b. Gene Ontology annotation, biological process: smoothened signaling pathway; regulation of transcription by RNA polymerase II. Gene Ontology annotation, molecular function: RNA polymerase II cis-regulatory region sequence-specific DNA binding; DNA-binding transcription factor activity, RNA polymerase II-specific. Bases 786 to 2255 code for a protein of 489 amino acids. Lineage: Eukaryota; Metazoa; Chordata; Actinopteri; Cypriniformes; Danionidae. The record is from RefSeq and is a predicted model, not a curated record. The transcript is spliced from 7 exons. Gene Ontology annotation, cellular component: nucleus.
UGGCAGAGCCGCCGUCAGUCCGCGCUGAUCCUCCGCCCGCUGCGCCCGAGGAGAGGAGAGGAGACUCGGACAGGCUCGCGUCCGGGGUGCUGGAGACCCACCUCACCCAACACUGUCUCCACGGACAACAUUAAAGCCCCAGGACUGGACACGACCGCGAACACGACACGGAGACACCAUCCGGACACGAAGCUGAAAAGGGGACGUCUCCUCUCCAUCGCCUUUUUAUUUUUUAUUUGCGCACGACCACCCAUUAAAACCCCCUCUAGACCGGCAAGCGAUGCACCUUGAUGCCAAGACGACGAUCACUGCGAUCAAUGUGUGUGUUUUUUGUUUUGUUUUGUUUUAGUGCUUAAUCGAGAGGGACACAACGGACACUGUUCUCGGUGUUGACACAUGCAUUUUACGGGUUUCACUGGUUCAAGAGGAGACCUUCAUGGCCUGAAACUGACUGAAACUAAAUAAUCGCAAUUACUCAAAAUCGACGGCUUUUCUUUAGGUAGUUUUGUGCUUUUUUGCAACACUGUCAUGCGUGUCCAGACAACAGUCUGAUGCUUUCAGACGGCGCUAGAUUAUUAUUCAGCCACUGGUGACAGUGCCCUACAGGUCCUUCUGCAUAAUCUGCUGGGCCCUUCCUUAAACAACAAAAAACUGAGUCAUUAUUUUGCAAUCCCAAGGAAUUGGAGCAAACAUUCCCCCUGGAAAGUUUAAGGUGGAGACCAGCGUUCGGCUGAUAUAUCCAGGAGGUUUCACUGAAGGCUGCAGGCUCUGGACCGCAUGCUGUCAUGCUGUCCUUAGAUGAGCCACUAGACCUGAAGGUGCCAAGGGGGCGGAUCAGUGGGUGGGACAGAGGUGCCAGGUCACCGCCAACUCUCAGUUCCUCUCCAAUCCACGGCAAGGGGGCGGGGCAGCUGCGGAUGACAGACGACGGCACUGCGGUCAUCGUUCCAGCUUCUCCUGCAUCGCCACACACAGGUGUCUUACAGAAUAACUCGGGGACCCCCACACCACCGGCUGUGGACCUCAGCAUGUCCCCGUCCUCCCGAAACACCGCCUGCUCUCCAGAGCUCUCCAACGGUAGCGGAUCGGCUCCUGUUUUCCCUGGGGACUCGGCUCAUAUCCGCUAUGUUGAAGGAGGAGCCACAUCUCAAGCAUUCCAGUUCUUUGUGCCCAUCGGAGCAGGAGGAGGCCUUCACCUGCCCUCAUCCAUGUUUAUUCGGCAGCCUAAAGACACCAGAGCUUCUCCAGACCUUUCUGCAGAUGAACAGCUGGCCUGUCGCUGGAGGAAGUGCCACCUACUUUUCGACUCCUUGCAAGACUUGGUGGAUCAUGUCAACGACUUCCAUGUGAAGCCUGAGAAGGAUUCUGGCUACUGUUGCCACUGGGAAGGGUGUGCACGCAAAGGACGGGGAUUCAAUGCCAGGUACAAGAUGCUAAUUCACAUCCGUACUCACACCAAUGAGAAACCUCACCGCUGUCCCACCUGCAAUAAGAGCUUUUCCCGACUGGAAAACCUCAAGAUUCACAACCGCUCACAUACAGGUGAGAAGCCCUACAUCUGCCCUUAUGAAGGCUGCAAUAAACGCUACUCCAAUUCCAGUGACCGGUUCAAACACACACGCACACACUAUGUGGACAAGCCCUACUACUGCAAGAUGGUGGGAUGCUUGAAACGCUACACGGACCCCAGCUCCCUGAGAAAGCAUAUCAAGGCUCAUGGGCACUUUGUAGCCCAGGAGCAGGGAGGUGGGGUGGGCUCCCUGAUAAAGCAGAGCCAGAUUGCUGGGGUGGGGAAAGAUUCAGAGCUGACUUAUGUCAGCGGGGCUCACAUCAUCAUUCCUAGUGCUGCCGCUGCUCUCCUUGGUGGUCAUGCUCUGCAGGGUCUCGGAGGCUCCCUCCCGCUGUCCCCUCUCAGUCCCCGCCCCUUGGACUUGAGCACACUUGGCUGCCCAAACUCCCCUACUGCUGGGCUUGGAGGGACGCCUAUUCUGUCCUUCAGCAGUUCCCCUCUUGGCCUGACCAAGUCACCUUUGCUGACUCCUUCCUUCUCAUCUUCCACGCUGGGGUUGCCCAUGCUGCCCAUCCUGGGCUCUGAGCGCAGGGACCAUGGCAAGGGCAAGAUCAGAGGAGAGGAGGGGGAGAAUGAGAUCCACAGCGGUGUACUCAACCUGUCUACGGGAGCAACCCACGACCCCCUUUCUUGGGUGGUCAUCCCCUCUGGCCCAGUUGUGCUGAAGCCAGCUGUGGUCAACUAAGCACCACAUUCCAGAGGAAUGGCAGGGGAAGUGUGGGGGGAGAAUAGGAGUCAGAGGUCAGAGGCAAGCCUGUGGGGGGUUUCACAAAGCAAUUGCAGUUCUGCUUGGAAGUGACACCAUGUUCUACAGCAUUAAGCAUUGCUUCAUUUUUCACAGUUUUUUUUCAGACGCACACUACUACCUGUUUCUUCUGGUAAUAGCUAUGGUAUUUUAAAAGAUAAUUAUCUUAAAAUUCAGAAAUAGGCUAAACAUUCACUUCCACUACAUUUUUACUCUUUCUGGCUUAUGCUAUUACCAGGGGUGCUUAAUCCUGCUCCUGGAGGGCCACCUUUCUGCAGAAUUUAUUUCUAGCUUACUACAAUUCAACUUCUUGGUUGUUCAGGUAAUCCUGAAGAUCUUGAUUCAUGUAUGCUUUAAUUAGGGUUGUAGCUAAAUCAAGUAGGGCACCUCUGGACAUGGAUGCCCAAUGUCCGGUUCUACAUUUAGUUUCAACCCCAACGAAGCACAACUGAACAGGCCAAUUAACAUCUUCAAGAUUGCAAAAGCCAUGUUAGUUUGAUCAGGGAUAGAACUAAACUCAGCAGGACGUUGAGGUUCAGAGUUACCCACCCCUGGCCAUUGUUGAAAGGUGUCCCUCCAGAAGCAAAACUGGAUGUCAUAAGUACUGCUUUCUUUUCUGUUUAAUUAGUACACUGAUCAAAUGUCAGACUUAUGAACUUGUGCCCUUACAUCAAGAGACCAUUUCUGUGUAUUCAUGCAUGAGAGAAACUAUUUGACGUCAGUGUACAACACACUAAAGAGACAAACAUAUGCUAUAAUUCUUAAGGAAUUGAUCUUCAAGCCAUUCCGUGCAUUAAAAAAGUCUAUAAGUAUAACAAGAUAGAGAUCUUUGAGGCCAACAUGUAUAGGUCUGGUUAGGUUUGCAAGUGGAAGCUAAAGUUGUAGGUCAGGCAAGCGUAUCUUGUUUACAUGCUGACAAUCAGCAUUUGGUGUACCCUUGAGAACAGCCCUGCUCCUGGAAUGCCACUUUCCUACAGAGUUUAGCUUCUAGUCACCUGACUAGCUUGUGGUGAUCAUGAACACAUUGAGUAGCUAGUUUGGAUGUUUAAUUAGGGCAAGACCUAAACUCUAUUUGACUUAGCCUUUCAGGAGUACAAUUAAACAUUCAUUUCAGACUGUUCCCACCUAAGUCUGCAGGUACCCUCUGCAUACCUUGUAAGUGAACCUCUUUAGCUUCAAUACUAUUGGAACCUAAAUGACAAACCUUGCAUUUGCUGCUAGCUGUAUAACUGCAAUGUAAGUAUACACAUUUGAAUAAAACUAGACAAAGUAUGAAUGACAAUCUGUCCUCAGAAGGGGAGGAAAUAGAAACCUUGACUAGCUCUGUUUUGUUGAAUAAGAGAUUUACAGACACAAAACUCAGACUGAGUUUUAAGUCACACAAGGGCACAAACCCACCUAGCGGUCAUGCUAACAUCCCAUAGGACAUGGCAUUGUUGUAAAUAGUGCCAUCUUCUGGUCAUCAGUUGUACUGUACAUGGCUAGCUGCACCGAGGGCAACAUUUAACAUUAUUGUUCUGCUUUGCAGCAUACUAGCAUUGCAGGGUUAAACAACAAACCAUUGGUUCAUGCAAAAUAUCGAACUUUUAAAUAACCAUUAUCUAUCACCUAUUGUACAUGCUGACAUUUGAAUAAUUUGGUAUGACAAUUUUGCUUUUUAUCCCACUGUGCUAAAAAUCUGAAGGUAUACCCAGAAACUGAAUUAGGGACAUUUUAAAAGCACUGUUCAGUUGGCCAAAGGGUAACGCUUUGAUUUAAGAUCCACUGCAUCAAAGUCUGUUGUUCUCAGCAAUACUCCUGCUAACAUGAAGUUGCUGCAACACUUCAAAACUUUCCACUAAAGCCAUCAUACAUUGAUCAACCUGUCACAAUCAGGACCUAAAGCAGAUUAAAUCUCGUCUCCUGACCUCAGGCAAGUAACAGUCUCUGUCCUCUCAGGAGAAGUACUUCUGGAACAGAGAUGAUAUGUGUAAAGCAUCCUUCAGAGAUUUCCAUUAUCCCACUAAUAGUUUGGCAUUUUUAACGGACAAGUGAAUGUAACGCAAAACAUUCCACCUGAAAUAUUCGCACUUGCCGAAAGCAUGUACCCCACCGUCCCCUCCAAUCUAUUUUUACACUCAGAGUCUUAUUGCAUUUGUUUUAUUAUUUGUGAAAACUAUACAAUUGAUGUUGUUUUGUUUUUACGUUUUUAUUUCGGACGAGACAUUUCCUGAUGUUGAAGUUGGUUUAUUUCUUCUAUCUCUACUCUAUGUUCAGCUUUCUCCAGCCAAUCAUUUAGGAGGAAAAGGGAAAUGACACAAAAUUACUGCAGGAAUGGUUUGAGUUAGUAACGGUUUAGUUACGGUUUAGUUACCAUAUUUAGGAAUGGUUUGAGUCAGUUUAUAACCACACCACAAAAACAGAGGUUUACAUGCUGUACACCAGGGGUGAUCAACCCUGUUCCUAGAGAUCUACUUUCCUGCUAGUGUUGUCACAAUACUACCAAUCGGUACUGAAAUUCUUAAACCAUCAAUUUUCGCUAACAGUGCAUGAAAAAAUUCAAAUGCAUUCUUAAACACCACUGAUUGGCCAUUGUGUUCACAUGCUCAACAGAAAUUACUCUGAUUGGUACCGAAAUUCCAGUAUGGUCACAACACAACUUCCUGCGGAUUUUAGUUGCAACCCAUAUCAAACACACCUCCCUGUAAUUAUCAAGUGCUGUUCAGGGCCUAAUUAAUUGGUUCAGGUGUGUUUGAUCAGGGUUGGAGCUGAACUCUGCAGGAAGGUAGAUCUCUAGGAACAGGGUUGAGCUGUUGUACACAGUUCUGUUCAAUUACGAUUAUCAUCAUCGAUUCAGUUUAAUUCGAAAUCACCAUGGCUUUAGCAAUAAUAUUCUACGGCAGUACAAAUUUCUUGAUUAAUACGCUGUAAUGAGAGAAUAGUUUACCGAAACUCUUUGGUCAUUUUUGAACAAGAUGCUAUAAUCUAAUCCAACUCGAUGAACAAUUAUAAUCUAAUGCCAAGCAAUCUAAUGAUUUUAAAAGUAAUUGUGUCACAGAUGUCUUCACACUGCAUGACUAUCUGGGCUAGCAUUUUGUUGCUGCUUUGUUUACACUGCAAGAUGGAUCAACGACAGGGGGUUUCACAUUGCAUGACUUUAAAAUAGGAAGAAUCGCCGACAACUUUAUCCAAACUACGUUUCACAACCAAAAACACGUAGUAUAUCUUUUGUUAUUAACUACAUAACAAAAAAGAAGCCUUUAAUGGGGUAGAAAAUGUACAUAUUUGCUCACCUGGGUUUGAAGGGAAUUAGCAAUUUCUCCUCUGCUUUCUUUUUUUGACCCGGUUGUUAUAUUGCCCACAUGACACGUCAGACAGACACGGAUGCUCCUGCCAAAUUUCCUAUAGUUUUUCCUCUGUUUCUUGGGUCCAAAUAAACUGAAAAAAAGCGAUUUUAACUUCUCCCUCAACCGCCUGCUGGCUUCAGGUACCCACACUAAUGAAUGCUGCUUUCUCAUUGGCUGUAUGCAGGCUGUAGGUUCUUUUCGGUCAAAACUGAUUUCACACAGCAUGAUUUGAAUCGCCGACAGCUCCAGAUAUUUAGCACGCCAAAUAUCUCACAGGCAUCUGCGACUCAUCGGCGAUUCUCUCAGAUCGCGUCUUUGAUAGUUCACAUUGUGUGAUUGUUACUCGCGUGCACGAGCAUUGAUUUACCUGUGAUUUCCGGCGUUUGUCUGUGAUUUCACAAAACCUGUCGGCGAGUGAAAUCGGGGCUAAAAUCAUACAGUUUGAACUCGGUAUAAGCUAAUCUAAAAGUGCUCCCACAAGACCCAGAGAUCAACUGAAUGGACUCAAAACAAUGGUAAAACUAAUGUUCCUUCAAGGCAAGUAAUUUCACUGCCUUUUGGGCAGUAUGCUCAUGCAUUCUGUUUGUAUGAGGAAACGUCAAAUUCUCCAAAACUGCUUGCCAAGCUUAUGAUUAAAUUUUAUAUUAGGAAUCACUUAAAUUUCUAACGCUGCAUUUAAACCAGAUGCGAAUAGACAUCCUGCGGCAUGUUUCACGCGAAUGAAGUAGCACGAAUUGAAUGUUUUGCGCAUUUGAUGAGCUUAACUAUUGCACAAAUCGCUCGAGUUGAAAAAUCUGAACUUCAGCAGACAUUCGCGCCGCAUUAACCAAUCAUUAGCUUGCUCUUGUAGGGGCGCGAUUAUGACGUAGAGCCUGUUGUUGGUGUCCCAAGGGGAAAAUUCUCCUGCCGACGCUGACAACAGCUCACCAAACUGGACACGGUUUAGUCAGAAGCAACGCUAAAAGCCUCUAUCAUCCAAGCAUAGUUUCUGGAGGAAAGCUGGGUGCACCUCCGAAAGGAUCUAGUGGACCCGAACGAAUCUACGCUGUUUUUCAGCCUUCCAAAAGCACAUAAACCACAGCUACUCUCUCAAUAAAAUCCAUGUUAUCUAUUUAGCAAUGAAGCUAGAGUCACCAGGCAGACAGAAGCCCUGUCCAUGUUGUGAAUCCACAUCUAUUGUGAAGUGAAUUUUACAUGCGAAUGAAGCGAAUAAGAUGCGCCAAUGAAGCAAGUAAACUCAAAAUGUUCACGCACCUAUUUACGCGCGAAUAUCGCGAUUUAUCUGCAUGUGCUGCAUCUGGCGUGAAAACAGCAUUAUUAUUCGAAUCACACAAAAUCUGCAGAAACUCACCCCUAGAGCCCCUUGCCCAGAGAAUCGUCAGUCUAUAGUGAUCAAUGAUUGGCUCCUGUACUAGUAGGCGGGGCUUCAUUCAUCAUAUUGACCAUUACACUUUUCCCCAUUCAAAACUAUACGAGUGACACAUCUUGUGUAUUCUAGAUUCUUUGGUAAAACUCAAGUUUAUCUCUGGAGAAUUUGUAAAAUGAGUGUUUCUUUAAGUCCACAGCUGCUAGCAUGCUAGCUUGUGCGCCUCAAGAUCAGAGGAGUGAGGUUUACUCAAACAAAACCUUUUUUUAGCUAGCCUCGAUUACAUAAAGGAUGAGUAUGAGAUCCCCCAUGAGACAUCCAACUGAUCCUGACAAGAGGAACCUAAAAGCCAAACAAUUACUGUCUGGAAGCGGAGAAACUGUGUGCUAAGACUACCUCUGUCCGCACUAGCAGAAAAAAAAACACUGCCACUGUCCACGUCUUGAUCAUGCGCCAAGCUUUAAAACUAGGCCAUUGCCCCCUCAAUGCCCCCAGAUUAGUAUUUAUGUAUUCAGUUAAAGCCAAGAAAGGUUGACCCACUGUGCUAAUAUAAGGCCUUUUAGGAGUGUUGAGAGGUAACCUGCAAACACAUGCAUUGAUCAACACGCAAUCACCUCAGGUUCGAUGGGUUUUUUAUACUGGAAAUGCAGUUUAAAAAGUUGUGAAUAUCUUUGUCACCUUCCCUUACUCGUAUUAUUGGCUGGAGAAAGCUGACGCUGACACAGACCUGUCAAGGUCUACAUCAAUGUUCAAUAUCAGAUAAGCUGUUUAAACCCUUAACCCUUUGAGCAUUCUGGAGAAGGCCACCGCUUCACAUAGGAGCCCAUGUGAUGAUGUAAAACAAUGGUGCUUUUAUCAAUGACUCUAUUUUUACUGCAGCUCUACAUGGCAGACUUAAGCAAUAAAGUCAAUGGUAUGAUGUCAUAGCUAAUGUUCAGAUUUAAAUAUAUAAAUAUACGGUACAUGAAUUAAGCACCAUGUUAGAUUAAAAUAAUUGAGCUCCCACCUAAAGACAACUAUUGGUUCGUAAGAGAAACUAACAAUCGGGCAAUUCUUGAAGUGACACAGAGAUGCACAAAGGGUUAACAAAGGACUAUGGUCUAAAAAGGCCAGCAUUCGUUUUAUUUUUUUUAUUUUUUGCACAUUUUUGAGAUAUUUUAAUAUCAGUAUUUUCGUUUUUUUUCCAAGUGCCUUUUAUUGUAGUUGAAAUGUAGAUGUAAUACAGUAUAUAAAAAUAAAUAUAUGUAUAAAAAAUAAAUAUAUAUUUUUUCCCAGCGUCAUGUUCUAAUGCUGAACAUACAGAAUUUUAGAGCUGUAAGUCUCCAGUUGGUACAACAUAGGUGUGUGAUCUCCUGUUUUAGAGGAAUUUUAUUACGAUAUUGAUAAGGAUGUCAAUGAAAAAUAAACGAAACAAAUGUUUAAUAAAUUUGCAUUUGAUACA